This is a messenger RNA of Didymodactylos carnosus, 887 nucleotides long. NCBI's taxonomy places the organism in Eukaryota, Metazoa, Rotifera, Eurotatoria, Philodinida, Philodinidae. The record is from the annotation of a GenBank genome assembly.
GCAAAUAUUCGAUUGUGGUAUUCUCGAUCAUAUUUACCAUCGGAGCAAUCUUGCAAGGUGCAGCCGUUCAUUUGGCUAUGCUUCUUGUUGGUCGAUUUAUUGCUGGUUUGGCUGUAGGAGCUUUAUCAAUGUUGGUACCUGUUUACCAGUCAGAAUUAGCAUCAAAAGAAGUUCGUGGUCGUUUAAUAUCUCUUCAACAAUUCGCCAUAACUAUCGGUAUUGCCGUUAGUUUCUGGAUUAAUUUCGGGACCUCAAAAAUGCAGGGAUCCAUAUCGUGGCGUCUCCCACUGUUUCUGCAGUUGGUUCCCGGAAUCAUUCUUGGUGUCGGUAUUCUUUUCUUUCCUUUUUCCCCCCGCUGGUUGGUAUCACAAAAUCGAGAUGACGAGGCAAUUAUUGUCCUAGCACGAAUUCGUUCCGAUGGUGAUACGAAUAAUCCACAGGUUCAAGAGGAAUACGGAGAGAUAAAAGCAGAAAUCGAAACAGAAAAAGAAGUUAGCGUUAAUUCCUACGCUAAACUUUUGCAACCUCCGAUUCGUCGUCGCUUAGUACUAGGAGUGUUAAUACAAAUAUUUCAACAACUUACUGGGAUAAAUGCCGUGAUGUACUAUGCGCCAAAAAUAUUCAAACAAGCUGGUCUAUCGGAUAACAGUGUGUCAUUAUUGGCAACGGGUAUUACUGGUGUGGUGAACGUCUGUGCAACGAUACCCGCAAUACUCUGGAUUGACACAUGGGGCAGACGUCCAACAAUGAUUUAUGGAGCUGCCGUUAUGGCUCUGAGCAUGCUCACAAUGGGAGGACUCAUGGGUUCACAUGGCAGAAAGGUUUCAGAGUCUUCUAAUUCUGUUACUGUGCUGCUGGACACUCAGGCUGUCAAAUAUACGAUUAUU